UCCUAGCUGGUGUCUCAUUGGAGGAGGAGGGGGGUAAUCCUGCUUUAGCCGCUGUUACCCGAGACCCAUAGCAUAACCUGCUGUCGCUCUUCUGGCUGCUUUUGCUGUGACCACCUCGCCACUGCCAGCGAGCAACAUGCCGAACAUCAAGAUCUUCAGCGGCAGCUCCCACCAGGACUUAUCGCAGAAGAUAUCCGACAGGCUGGGGCUGGAGAUGGGCCGUGUGGUAACGAAGAAAUUCAGCAACCAGGAGACCUGUGUGGAAAUUGGCGAGAGUGUACGUGGAGAAGAUGUUUACAUAGUGCAGAGCGGUUGCGGAGAGAUAAAUGACAACUUAAUGGAACUUCUCAUCAUGAUCAAUGCUUGCAAGAUAGCUUCAGCUUGCCGUGUCACAGCUGUAAUACCAUGUUUUCCGUAUGCUCGGCAGGACAAAAAAGACAAGUCUCGAGCUCCAAUCUCUGCUAAACUUGUUGCUAACAUGCUGUCCGUGGCAGGCGCUGACCACAUCAUUACAAUGGACCUUCACGCAUCCCAGAUACAGGGUUUCUUCGAUAUUCCUGUGGAUAAUCUGUAUGCAGAACCAGCUGUCUUAAAAUGGAUUCGAGAGAAUAUCCCAGAAUGGAAAACGUGUACAAUAGUGUCACCAGAUGCUGGAGGAGCAAAAAGGGUGACAUCCAUUGCUGAUCGUCUGAAUGUUGACUUUGCCCUGAUUCACAAGGAAAGGAAAAAAGCCAAUGAAGUGGAUCGCAUGGUGCUUGUUGGAGACGUGAAAGAUAAAGUAGCUAUUCUUGUUGAUGACAUGGCUGAUACCUGUGGAACAAUUUGUCAUGCUGCAGAAAAACUCCUGUCAGCUGGAGCCACAAAGGUAUAUGCCAUCCUGACACAUGGUAUAUUUUCUGGUCCAGCCAUUUCCCGAAUUAAUAAUGCCUGUUUUGAAGCAGUAGUGGUAACCAACACAAUUCCACAAGAAGAAAAGAUAAAACAUUGUUCCAAGAUCCAGGUUAUCGAUAUCUCCAUGAUCUUGGCUGAAGCUAUUCGAAGGACCCAUAAUGGGGAGUCUGUGUCUUAUCUAUUCAGCCAUGUUCCAUUGUAGUCCCCACAAAAUGUUGAUACUUCCACUCCUGCUUAUCUACUUAUAUCCUCACUUCAAUUGGUAUAUAUUGAGGCCAUAUCUACGUCCUCCAUGCCCUAGUACAAAGGGACAGGUGUGUUCUGAUUAUCCAGUAGCUGUGGGGUUGCAUUUAUUUUGCUGUGAAGCCCCAUCCCUCCAGCACAUGACUUGAUGAAAACGGAGUAUCCAGCCAUAUAUUUUAUUCUGUUCUUUGUUUUUAUGAACGUCUGUGUAAAGUAAGAUAUUGUUAUAGAAGGGAUGACGGUCAACGAAGGAUUGGACAGAUAUGAUUGUUGUGGUUUUUUGUUUUUUAUAAAUAAAGACAGCCGCUUGCCAACGGCAGUACAAA
This is a messenger RNA of Pelobates fuscus (common spadefoot toad), 1460 nucleotides long. It is a transcript of the gene PRPS1, whose product is annotated as phosphoribosyl pyrophosphate synthetase 1. Lineage: Eukaryota; Metazoa; Chordata; Amphibia; Anura; Pelobatidae. The record is from RefSeq and is a predicted model, not a curated record. Gene Ontology annotation, cellular component: cytoplasm; ribose phosphate diphosphokinase complex. Gene Ontology annotation, molecular function: ATP binding; magnesium ion binding; ribose phosphate diphosphokinase activity. The transcript is spliced from 7 exons. The coding region runs from base 137 to 1093 and encodes 318 amino acids. Gene Ontology annotation, biological process: ribonucleoside monophosphate biosynthetic process; 5-phosphoribose 1-diphosphate biosynthetic process; purine nucleotide biosynthetic process.